Molecule: messenger RNA, 510 nt
Organism: Phaeodactylum tricornutum CCAP 1055/1
Lineage: Eukaryota; Bacillariophyta; Bacillariophyceae; Surirellales; Neidiaceae
Exons: 1
Biological process (GO): phosphatidylinositol phosphate biosynthetic process; phosphatidylinositol-mediated signaling
Cellular component (GO): membrane; cytoplasm
Molecular function (GO): 1-phosphatidylinositol 4-kinase activity
Source: RefSeq, a predicted model, not a curated record
CGAAACUUUGUCCGAAGCCUGGCAGCCUAUUCGUUGAUGUCAUACUUAUUUAUGUUCAAAGAUCGGCACAACGGUAAUAUUCUGCUCGAUACUGCGGGCCAUGUGAUUCAUAUCGACUUUGGCUUUGUGUUUGGAGCUGCUCCAGGGGGCUCGUUCAGUCUCGAAAUGUCCACGCCUUUCAAGUUGACUGAAGAAAUGCUAGAUGUGAUGGGUGGAUUACGGUCUCCUCUCUUCUCUGAGUUCGUCACUUUGUUCUGUUGCGGUUUUUUGGCUUUGCAGUGUCACUCUGAAACAUUCCUUACAGUUGUGGAAAUCAUGAGCAAGGAUAGCACAUUCAAAUGCUUUGAAGGCAGAGAUACUGUAGAGGUUGUCGCUAAGCUUAAAGAGCGCUUCUGUACCAAUCUGAGCAAGGGAGAGACAAUUGCCUUUGCCCUCGAUUUGAUUAAACAGGCCACAACAUCGUAUGGCACUCGACAGUAUGACCUAUAUCAGUACAUGUCCCAAGGAAUU